AGUAGACGAAGAAGAAGAAGAAGAAGAAGAGAAAACUGCGGAAGAAUAAAAUGGAGAGAGGUACAACUGCGACCAAAGUAAAACGUCAGGGUUGCGAAUGUUGGAAAAAUAAGUUUCCAGCUCAUCAUAAGAAAAAACCUCGUGAUCGUUGCAAAAGAAAAAGGCAGACAUUGGUAUUUAACGUUAACGCGGACGACGAGAUAUGGCACGAACCGUACAUGCAACCUCUUCAAAAAGAAUUUUCGGACGUGUCAAUUUUGUGCGAUUCGAAGAUUGAGUUACCAUGGAAGGACAUUGCGUUACCGACUGUGGUAAGAAAAAUUCGUACGGAUGGUAAAUUUAAAGAACAUGGCGGUGGAAGAACGGAAGUCGAACACGACGAUGAAAGCACCGCCGUAUCAGAACUCGAGAAAAAGGAAUCGACUGGCAUUAUGACGUUACCCUGGCACAAUUUAUUGAUCACUAACGUGAUAUCAUCUCCGAGAGACUAUGAUCCAACCAGUUCUGAUUCUCGAGUUAAAAUACCAUGGGAAGAUCUUGCUUUGGACAAACCAGUUGAUAUCCGUGUGCCUCCACCAGAGGAGGCAGAUUCCUGUGAGCCCGACGACCUCGAGAUACCCUGGCAGGAUAUUCUCAUACCUAGGAAUAUCGUAAUCAAGUCAAAAACAAAAAUAGGAAAUUCUUCCUUUGUUAGAAGGAACAAUAAUUAGGCCCGCGUAUUCGUUUCUAAAGAAGAUUCUUUUUAUAUUUAACCCUGUGCAAAAUUUCGUAAUACUCGGUGAAUAAUUUAUUUUUAAGAGAAAA
Polistes canadensis is the source of this 804-nucleotide messenger RNA. RefSeq lists its product as uncharacterized. Bases 51 to 710 code for a protein of 219 amino acids. Lineage: Eukaryota; Metazoa; Arthropoda; Insecta; Hymenoptera; Vespidae. The record is from RefSeq and is a predicted model, not a curated record. The transcript has a single exon.